UGUCUCUUUUCAGCAAAAGGGACGAGUAAGAAACUAACAAUGCCCGGACCAGUUGAAUUACUCAAGUCUAGUCUUACGCAACUGGAGGAGCAUUUUAUAUUCAUUCAAAGGAUAACUAAUCGAUAUUUCGAUUGGUUCCAUGGAGAACAUUUGCAAGACGUUAACAGUUUAGAUCCUUUGGAAACAACUUGUGGCCAAGAAAACAAUGUCUUUCAUGUUGCAGUAAAAUGUGGAGCAAGUCCGCAAGCUGAUCCUGUAAAGACCUGGCUAAGGGAUCACUCCUUACUUGCCUUUCAGCCAAACAAUAGAGGCGACACGCCCUUACAUGUGGCCGCCAAGUUAGGGAAUAAGAUUUUCGCGGAGGUUCUCAUAAACCAUGUAAGGGAACUAGUUGCUGCACAAGGCCAUAAUAAUUAUGACUAUACAAAUCUGCUGACGAAGGUGAAUUAUGUGGAGGAAAACACAGCACUUCAUGAAGCUGCGCUCAGCGGUCACUUCGAAAUUGCGCAGCUGUUGAUCGAAGCAGACCCAACUUUGACAAGUUUUGAGAAUAAGUCUGGGGAGUCUCCUCUCUUUCUGGCUGUAGAGGGACGAUUUUAUGAUAUUGCUUCCAUCAUUUUGGACACUUUUCCCCAUUGCUCUGUGUUAGGAAGGAGCGGCAUGACUGUCAUGCAUGCUGCUGUCAUUCGUUCGUGCAGAACAAAAGAAACACUGCUGCUUUCAAGAAAUAUUACCAGGGGUUUUGACGAAUUUGUUAAACAAUUGUUAGAGAGAUGUGGAUCCCAGAUUUUAGAAGAAGAAGAUGAGUUGGGAUGGAUGCCUCAUCACUAUGCAGCACAAAUUGGACAAUCAGGAGUCUUUCAACUACUUUUAAAAGCCAGAAGAUGUGUGGCUUACAUCAAAGAUAAACAAGGAAUGACUGCGCUUCACAUCUCAGCAAGGAAUGGACAUAUCGGAGUUAUCAGAACAUUGAUGAAAGAAUGUCCAGACAUUGGUGAGUUGCUAGACAAUAGAGACCGGACUGCACUGCAUAUUGCUGUUGAACACGAACAGGGUUUUGUGGUAAACACUUUAUUAAGUAUGAGAGCUUUCGUUGGUCUUAUAAAUGAGAAAGACAAUGAGGGAAAUACAGCUCUACAUGUAGCCGCUAAGGAUGGUUAUUCUGAUAUUUUUAAACGUUUGGCAAAUAAUCGGAAUACCAACAAGAGAAUCAUCAAUAAGAUGGGGAUGACUGCUUUUGACAUUGUCCGCAAAUCAACAAUAAAUAAUUUUAUUGGAGAGGCUAUUCUUUUAUCGAGCAUAAAUAAGAAAGGCCUUGUUCUAAGUUUACAAAACACUGCGACUGUGAAAAAACCUAUCGAAACAUCUGAACCAAAGGAAGAGAAUGAUAAUCAAGAUGCAAAGCACAUCCUAGACAUGAGCUUAGUGGCGUCGACACUGUUCGCAGGUAUCACGUUUCAAGUAGCCAUUACCAUGCCAGGAGCAGGGAAUUACAAUAGUUCAAAGGGUUUGCAAGCUUUCAAAGAUUUCUCGAUAUGGAAUUCGGCAUCUUUCGGUUUAUCAUUGGGUAAUAUAUUAUUCAACUUCGUAAUUGUGCACUCGAACAGGUUCAAUCGGAGGAAAUACAGGAAGUACAUUAAUAUGGUUACAUCAUUGAUUACAAUUUUCUCCGUUACCACAUUUAUGUUUGCCUUUAUGAUGGCUACAGAAGCACUGACGUAUGAGAAGAAAGAGCUAAAUAGUAUGAGUACGAUAUUUAAUAAUAAUUAUUGGGGUAUGAUAUGUUCCCCUGGGAAUGUUGCAAUGGCUGCAUUCAGUUACAUGUACGUAAUUACUACUUUGGCUAGUUAACUCAUUUUGGUCAGAUGUUACAUUACCAACCACUACCACUGUCAUGUGUGUCCUCUUAAUUUCGUCGUACUAGUUUGAAUUGUUCACUCAGUUUGGUUACCAACAUGUGCUCUAUCUUGAAAAUAUUACGAUCGACCUUUUUUGCUCA
This is a messenger RNA of Humulus lupulus (European hop), 1999 nucleotides long. RefSeq names its product ankyrin repeat-containing protein ITN1-like. Gene Ontology annotation, molecular function: protein phosphatase 1 binding; protein phosphatase regulator activity. Gene Ontology annotation, cellular component: plasma membrane. Lineage: Eukaryota; Viridiplantae; Streptophyta; Magnoliopsida; Rosales; Cannabaceae. The record is from RefSeq and is a predicted model, not a curated record. The transcript is spliced from 4 exons. Bases 40 to 1851 code for a protein of 603 amino acids.